CACAGUAUCCAAACGCCUCCCGAGUAUUCUCCAUCACCGCAUUAUGACCUGAAUGAAACAACUCUGGUAGCAACCAAUCCCCACAAAUGGAAAUUAGCACCAGCAAACCCCUUAGCUUUCUCUCAUCAAAUUCACAAACUUCAUCAACUUUCCAAGAUUUCAAUACCCUCUUCAACAAUCUUAACACCACCCUCUUAUCCACCAGCACCUCAUCCCUCCGUCGCCUCACAAAUACCCCAUGUAAAGCAGAGAAAAUAAAAAAUGGUCAAAAUUUCAGCCCAAAAAGGAUUCUUCAAUUUUCAUCGACUUCAAUCUCCAUUCAACCUGAAAUCAAAAACCCAGAAAACCCCACUUCUCGAAUUUGGCUAAAACCAGCCUCAAGAGGCUCUCCCCAAGUCUACGCCCUGUUCAAGAAUCUCUCUGUUUUGGAAAAAGCCCUCAUGGGUGCUGCUGGUGGAGGCAUUGCUGGUGCAUUCACUUAUGUCUGCCUCCAUCCUCUUGACACAAUCAAGACUAAGCUCCAGACAAAGGGGGCAUCAGAAAUUUAUAGUGGUACAGUUGAUGCCAUUGUUAAGACCUUCAAAACCAGGGGAAUUUUGGGGUUCUAUAGUGGAGUUUCUGCGGUGAUUGUUGGUUCUACGGCUUCUUCUGCUGUGUAUUUUGGGACAUGUGAGUUUGGAAAGUCAGUUUUGUCGAAAAUCCCUCAAUAUCCAGCUGUUUUGAUACCCCCUACUGCUGGGGCUAUGGGGAAUAUUGUUUCAUCAGCUAUAAUGGUACCUAAGGAAUUAAUUACUCAGAGGAUGCAAACUGGUGCAAAGGGGAGGUCUUGGGAGGUUUUAUUGAAAAUUUUGAAAAAAGAUGGAAUUUUGGGAUUGUAUGCUGGAUAUAGUGCUACAUUGCUGAGAAAUUUGCCUGCUGGGGUGUUGAAUUAUUCAUCGUUUGAGUAUCUUAAAGCUGCGGUAUUGAAUAGUACUCAUCAGGUUCAUUUGGAGCCAUUUCAGAGUGUCUGUUGUGGUGCAUUGGCUGGAGCCAUAUCAGCUUCACUGACAACUCCUUUGGAUGUGGUUAAGACAAGAUUGAUGACUCAGGUUCAUGGGGAGGCUGUGAAUAAGGUUGCAGCUGUAAUGUAUAGUGGUGUCUCAGCUACUGUUAAACAGAUUUUGAAGGAAGAAGGCUGGAUAGGGUUUACACGAGGAAUGGGGCCUAGAGUUGUUCAUAGUGCCUGUUUUUCUGCAAUUGGUUACUUUGCCUUUGAGACAGCUAGGCUCACAAUUUUGCAUCAGUAUUUGAAGCAGAAGGAGCUUCAGAACAUGGCUCUUGAUUCUUCAUCCACGGUCAAUCAGAGUGAAUAAAGUGGCAACGAGGUGCUUUGCAAGUGCAUCUGGGUUAUGGUGAUAUGCAAGGCUCAGGAAGGCCAAAAGCUAAGACGAAAAGUAGUGUUAGGCGGUCUUUUAUUGUUUUUGGUGGGUAAAAGAAGUUCAUUAAUUGAAAAACCAAAGGUCAGUUACAAUCAUUCAAGGAAAUUUAUCUCAUUGUGCUCCAUCUAUACAAAAUGUGUUAACUACAGGUUGAGGAAUACAAGAAAAAAGGAAAAAAAAAAUCCAAUUCCUAUGCCACUCCCAUAUUAGCUAACCAAUCCACCAUUCUGUUUGAUUCCAUGUAAACAUGCUUAAGCUUGACUUGGGUUAUCUGCUGGAUUAAAGGUCUGCAAUGAGGAGCAAUUAAAGAAAGUAAAUGUCAAUCAGUAUGGUUACUAAGCAAUAUAUCAACAACUUACUCGGAGUCAGAUUCUGUAAUGAUGUGAGUGAACUUGAAUCAGCAACAACAGGGAGAUUGUAACAUCCUGCAUCAGUUUUAUCUCUUAAUCAUGUUAUGACUGCUUUGACCUAUAAAAGGUCCAAUGUCUGUACUAUUAUUCUGACAUUGCCGGGGUGUUGGAGCUUUCACACUUUUCUUUUGAACUGAGCCAAUAAUGAAGAGAUAUUUAUGCCCAUUGCCUAUAGAUUCAACUGCAUUGAGAAUUGUUAACUGGCAAAAAAUUGAGCUAAAGAGUUUUUCUGAGCAUUGUAGUCUUUGUGAGUUAAUUUAAGUGAAAAAAAUUAAAGUUGGUUAAUCUUACUUAUUUUCUUAUUUUUAUUUAUUAUGAUGAUUAAUGCCUGGAAAGUGUGCAUAUUUUCAAAAGUUGAAUUUGAUUCUGUUGUUUUUAUUUUCUCAAAUUGCAUUUUAGAACAUACAGUAUGAGUUUGAAACAAUUAUGAGCUCGAAUUUGACUUAUUCAGGUUCAUGAACCUUAUCAUGCUAAGGUUGUUAUAAACAAAUCAAAGGGCUGAGCAUGAAUAUGAUUAACAGUGGGAACUGAGAACAUGAAUGAGCUGACCAUGAAAGCCUUUUAAAACAGAUAAGUGAACAAUCAAUAGAAUUGAGCAAGGUUGUUGUGCCAAGCUGUCUUUUUAAGCCCAGUAGGUUUAUUUGUGAGAUUGUUCUGCCAUGUGAGACCCCUGUAGAAGGGUGAGAUUCCUCUGUUGAAAAAACAGAGGAAUAUUUGUAUUGCUUGGAGGAAACAAAGUGGAGAGUGAUGGAUAAUGGCUCACUAUAAAAGUCUCAUGGUUUACAAGAAUGUGGGUUGCAUGGAAAGUAUGGGGGUGACCAUACAGAACUAUUAAUUUGUCUAGCAUCUUAUUGGACCCAUGUGUGUUUUUGGUUCAAGGUUGCUCAAUCAAUUACAGUCCAUCUUAUAUUUGAACAUCUUCAAGAAGCACUUAAAUGGCUGUGUUCUUAUUAUAUCUUAUGUCUCAGCUUGGUCAUGGAGAGUAUCUUGGUGAAACAGUUUCCAAUAAUAAAUGCACUUUUCCACACGCUCUAAACUUUGCCUGUAAUCUUGUUUAAGAUCUUCUGAUGUUAAUGCUUUUCAUCAUUAUUUCUGCAUUUUAUGUUACAAUUGCGGUUUUGAUGGUACUUCAUAAUCUUCAUGCUUGGCAUUUUUUGGUCUGCACCUAUCAAAAUGGUCUUAUACCCCUGUAA
Molecule: messenger RNA, 3021 nt
Organism: Coffea eugenioides
Lineage: Eukaryota; Viridiplantae; Streptophyta; Magnoliopsida; Gentianales; Rubiaceae
Product: protein MITOFERRINLIKE 1, chloroplastic
Exons: 2
Coding region: 87-1352 (421 amino acids)
Cellular component (GO): mitochondrial inner membrane
Molecular function (GO): S-adenosyl-L-methionine transmembrane transporter activity
Source: RefSeq, a predicted model, not a curated record